This is a messenger RNA of Striga hermonthica, 2643 nucleotides long. NCBI's taxonomy places the organism in Eukaryota, Viridiplantae, Streptophyta, Magnoliopsida, Lamiales, Orobanchaceae. The record is from the annotation of a GenBank genome assembly.
AUGGCGGCAUUGCAGUCGGAGGAUGGCAUGUGUGAUGUCGCUAUGAAGCCGAAGCUGCUCCGCUCGCUGCUGAGAGAGUAUGUUCCGGACGAGAGACACCCGUUCACCAACCCCUCGGAGCUUUCAUACGUUGUAUCCACAGUUAAGACACAUAAACUGCUGUAUGAAUGGGUUCCGCAGCCCGUCAAACAGGAUCUCGUGGAAGCUUGGAAAUCAGCUGUUGACUCGUGGGUUCAUCGGUUGCUCACACUGGCAUCUAGCAAUCUGCCAGAUAAGUGUUGGGCUGGAAUAUGUUUGCUUGGAUUGACCAGUCAAGAAUGUUGUCCGGAUCGCUUUUUAACUUCAUAUGCUGCUUGGUUUGAUAAGCUUCUCUCAUGCAUUCAGCUUCCGGACGUUUCUAAUUUUGUGAAGGUGGCAUCUUGUGCCUCACUAUCGGAUAUGUUUACAAGGUUGGGUGGAUUUUCAAAUGCAAAAAAGGAUGGGAAUUCACAUUCAACAAAAGUUAUUCAGCCAACACUGAAAUUAUUGAUCGAGGAGAGCUCUGCUGAUGUUUUGGAAGGAGCUAUAUGUCUGUUGUGCACAAUGGCAAAUUUUUUUCCUUUAUCUGUCCACCGACAUUAUAAUAGUGUUGAAGCUGCUAUUGUUUCGAAGAUCAUUUCUGGAAAAUGCUGUGCAAGUGUGUUGAGGGUGAGAAUAUCUAUUCGAUAUCACAUAAUUAUACACACUCAGCAACACAUGUGCUCAUUUUUGUUUAUUUUGCAGAAGCUUGCUUAUGGCUUGUCAUUGCUUCCAAAAGCGAGAGGAGAUGAGGAUAGCUGGUGUUUGAUGAUGGAUAAAAUCAUGCUGCAUAUAAACAGUCAAUUGACUGAUGUCUUUCAGGGUCUAGAAGAAGAGGCCAGAAGUACUCAAAUCAUGAGGGCAUUACUUCCAUCUGGCAAAGAACAUCCUCCACCCCUUGGUGGCUUAGAUAUCUCUGAGCGGACCUCAGACCUUUCAUCCAGGAGGCCUGAGCGUAUGCUGGGAUCUGGAGUUUCUACUCUAAUGCAAUGCUGUUGUGACAUGCUCCAGAGUUUUUACCCUGUUAUGGUUAAAGUCCCUGUUUCUGGUCUAGUAGUACUUGCUGGGAGGGUGCUGGCUGUUGAUGGUUCCCUGUCGCCGUCUUCAUACUCUUUUAUGAGCACCCUGAAACAAGAAUUUAUUUUUUCUGAAAUUCCUCUUUUGCAAUUGCAUAGCCUGGAAAUUCUCGCAGCUCUUGUCAAGGUGUUGAGCAGCCAAUUGUUACCACAUGCUGCGGGUAUUGUACAGCUGCUGGUUGACUUAUUAAGGACAUCCAAAUUUCCUGAUUUGAAGAUAAAAGCAUACUCCAUUUUAAAAGUCCUAGUUAUGGCCAUGGGCAUUGGUACUGCAAUUCAUAUUAGCCAGGAUAUUGUAAACAAUGUAUGUAUUGAUUUAGAGUUCUUUCACGGCAAGAAGGAUGGCAAAGGUGCAGGCACCCAAACCAUGGUCCAUCCGGAGCUGUUGACUGGGUCUCAACAGAGGAAAAGGAAGCAUGCGUUUAUGGCUAGGGCCGCCCAAGAGCAGCUUGCUCACGAUCAUCUGGAAGUGGAAAAUCUCCAUAGUUCAGCUCCAAUAUCAUUGAAUAUAGCUGCAUUAGAGACUUUAGAGGCUCUUCUAACCGUGGGAGGCUCAAUGAGAUCUGAAAGAUGGCGAGAAAAUGUCGAUCAUCUACUUAUAUCCGUGGCUACAAAUGCUUGCAAAGGGGGAUGGUCGAGUGAGGAAAAGAAAAUUUUUCUCUCCGGUGAUCCUCUGCCUACAUGGACGGACUUCCAACUAGCUGCCUUGCGUGCCCUUUUGGCAUCCCUUCUUUCACCUGGCCGCACGCGCCCGUCACAUCUGGCCCUGGCUCUACACCUUUUCCACAGAGGUGGCAUGCAAGAAGCGGGCACAAAAAUCAGUGAAUAUUGCGGUCAUGCCCUUCUGGCCUUAGAAGUGCUCAUACACCCAAGGGCCCUUCCAUUAAUAGACUCUAGCUCUAAUGAAUAUAAUUUUUUAACUCACAAAAGGUGGCAGGACACUACACGCCCUAGUGGAGAUGGACAAAUCUCCACAUAUCAUAUUGGAAACAGUGCCAGUGAGCCCGAAUCAGAAGAAGACGACCUAGACGAAAAUUGGCUCAGAAAUAACAAUGAAAUGGAUACUCAAAUCACUGAAAGUCAAAUGCCUCGCUCACUAGAUGAGCCCCCUUCUGUUGAGGUCGCAACCACUAAUUUCGGGAAAAAUGAUGUGAUAAUGUCUGGUGGUGAUGUUAAUAUGCCCGAGUCUGGGGAUCUGAAAAUCAAUAUCACGGAGCAAAGAACAACCAUCGAUGAUGGCGGUGGUGUGGGGCCCACAUGUGGUCGAGGAAGUGCAGAGAUAGAAUCGGUGAGCAGGGAAGUUAAAUUUGUCGAGAAUGAAGUAGUGGUGAAGAGUGAUUUGAUUUCCAAGGCAGGAUCCACGACUGGACAGGAAGUUGUGGAGGACAAGAACGACGAGCGCGCGAUAAUUGUCGAACGAAUUUCGACCAUGUUUGCGUUGGGGCACGAGUUGUCUGACGGUGAUGGGCCACUUCCUGAUAUUGUCGAUGGCGAUCCGGAUUCCGACUAA